Molecule: messenger RNA, 1155 nt
Organism: Durio zibethinus
Lineage: Eukaryota; Viridiplantae; Streptophyta; Magnoliopsida; Malvales; Malvaceae
Source: RefSeq, a predicted model, not a curated record
AAAAAGAAAAAGAAAAAAAAUGUCAUUUAUUUCUUGUCAGACACCACGUUGUCUCCUUCCACCUUUAGUUUUUCCAGAUUUUCCUCUUUUCUUCAUUGCGGUAACUUAAUUAUUUCAUUUUUGUUGAUUAUACAGUAAAAUUUUCAGCUUUAUAAAAGGGUUUAUCAUAGAACUCAUUUGCCAAGUAUUGUUAGUUUCACUGCAACAUUUCAAAGAGAGAAGCUGUUUAGAGAAGAGAAAAAAGGGAGAGGAAGAGAAAGCAUGGGAAGUGUAGGAGAGAUAGAAGAGAUGCAAUGGUUGUCUUCUCCAACUUCAACCUCACCAACCACACUGCCUUCAUUGUCUUUGAACCAUGUUUCUUUUGUUUGCAAAUCAGUGAGUAAAUCAGUGAGGUUUUAUGAGGAAGUGUUGGGAUUUGUUCUCAUCAAACGCCCUUCUUCUUUCAACUUUGAAGGAGCUUGGUUGUUCAACUACGGAAUAGGCAUCCACUUGCUAGAAUCAGAAAGUGUUCCAACAAAGAAAGAAAAAAUCAAUCCAAAAGACAACCAUAUUUCAUUCCAAUGCUCUGAUAUGAAGCAGGUGAUGCGGAAACUUGAAGAGAUGAAUAUCGAGUAUGUGACAGCAGUAGUGGAAGAAGGUGGGGUUGAAGUAGAUCAGUUGUUUUUCCAUGAUCCUGAUGGCUACAUGGUUGAGAUUUGCAACUGUCAAAACCUUCCUGUUCUUCCACUUUCCUCUUGCCCUCUCAAGCUACCCAAUUCUGGCAGAAACCAUGCAUUUUCUUCAUUAUAUGGUAGGUUCUGUUAUACAUUUCGCCGUAUUUAUUGUUGUCAUUGCCUUGAGAAGCUGACCGUUAACGUGUCGGAAACUACAGGGAAGCGAAGCAGGGAGGCAGCUUGCUCUGGAAUGGCGGCUCUGAUGAUGGAAAACUUGGUCAUUGACUUGCUGGACAUAUCAAUUUGACAGAGCUGAACAGAGAUCAGCGUGGUUGUGAGUUUGUUAGUCGUUGUCCUGCACUGGUUGUAUUUCAUCAAUGUUAUAAAUGUGUGUACACACCCCGUUCUGAACGGGGUUCUAAUUAAUUUUGUUUUUGUUAAUAAAAAUAAUAAAAAAGAAAAAUUAGUGGUUGAGUUUGUUUGAAUUGAAAAGUUUGAAUUG